Molecule: messenger RNA, 755 nt
Organism: Daucus carota subsp. sativus
Lineage: Eukaryota; Viridiplantae; Streptophyta; Magnoliopsida; Apiales; Apiaceae
Product: histidine-containing phosphotransfer protein 1
Exons: 7
Coding region: 78-539 (153 amino acids)
Biological process (GO): phosphorelay signal transduction system; phosphorylation; cytokinin-activated signaling pathway
Cellular component (GO): nucleus; cytoplasm
Molecular function (GO): histidine phosphotransfer kinase activity; protein histidine kinase binding
Source: RefSeq, a predicted model, not a curated record
AACAAACAAAGUAUUUGUGUGCUCUGGCUCCAGAGAACCAACAAAGCAGGCAGGGCAGAGUACACAAGUUUCGAAGCAUGGAGUUGUUCCAAAUGCAGAAGAGAUAUAUUGAAUACAAUGCAUCAAUGUUUAGAGAGGGGUACUUUGAUGACCAGUUUAAACAGCUGCAACAACUGCAAUAUGGGGGCAGCCCUGGAUUUGUUGCUGAAGUGGUUUCAAUGUACCUCGCUGAUUCGGAUAGCCUUUUCAAUGUUCUCACCGCAGCCAUGGAUGAGGAGCCUAAAGAUUUCAAGAAGAUGGAUGGCUAUGCUCAUAAAAUCAAGGGUAGCAGCGCCGGUGUCGGUGCUCAGCGAGUCCGAGACGCCUGCAUUGCUUUUCGUGGCUUCUGCGAUGAACAGAACGCUGAAGAGUGCAUGAGAUGUCUGGUGCAAGCUAAACAAGAGUACGCAAUUGGGAAGGACAAGCUUCACCACUUGCUCAUGUUGGAGCGGCAGAUUGUGGAAGCUGGUGGCAUAGUUCCUCUGCUUCAUUUGAUGUGAGUUAAUGAAAUUUGGUCGCCUGGACUAAGACUGCGUAGCUUCAUGUUUUGGGUUCCUUUGGUUGUUUUGUUUUACUUAUUAAAAUGGAUUUCUUCAUUUGUCCAGAGCUCAAUCUUUCGUGAGAGCACUGAUGUUGUGUUGAGACUUAAAAAUAAAUUUUAGACCUUAAAGUUUGGAAGACUUUUUAUGAAGCUAUAGCAUAUUACCUUUUAUACA